Molecule: messenger RNA, 2556 nt
Organism: Phymastichus coffea
Lineage: Eukaryota; Metazoa; Arthropoda; Insecta; Hymenoptera; Eulophidae
Product: zinc finger MYM-type protein 1-like
Exons: 2
Coding region: 1-2556 (851 amino acids)
Molecular function (GO): protein dimerization activity
Source: RefSeq, a predicted model, not a curated record
AUGCCGAGCAGACAGUAUUUAAGUGGCAAUAAGAAAAGACAACUUGCGAAAGAAAGAGAUGAAAAAAUACGCAAACUUCCCAAAUUGACAACAUUUUUUUCUCCACGUGCGUCGACAUUAGAAGAAAAUGACACUUCACAGAAAAAUAAUGAGAACGAGAACGAUGAUACUAUUUGUGACAAAUAUGAGGCAGUUGAUAAGAUUGACCAAGGUGAUCCUAAUGAUGAAAUUCAGGAUAAAGAAAUUAAAGCUGAACCUACUCAAAAUGAUCACUCAGUGCACGAAGACAAUAAUUCAACGCUACAGAUUAAUGUAGCAGAUACAAUUGCUAUCCAUCAAGAUCCAGCUUUAUGGACACUUAAAUUGAAUCAAAACAAUUUUGAACGCGAAAAGUACUUGGAUAAAGGAUGCAAGUUUUUUCAAAACAAAAACGAUAGUUUCAUCAAAUCGGUGAGAAUUUUCGCUAAUCAGAAAAGAUAUUUUUCGGCUAAAUAUUUUCAACGUCAAUUAACAAAUGGCGAAACAUGUGAUAGAAAAUGGCUUUUAUACUCUCCAUCUUUGGGCACGGUUUUUUGUUUUUUCUGCAAAUUAUUUUCCAAUCAACAAGGAAAUACUUUUGUAACGAAUGGAUUUUCCAAAUGGAACAAAACUGAAGAAGGCAUUCAUUCGCAUGAAAAUAGCAAGGAACAUAAUAACUGUAUGUUAUUAUACUUGGAUUACAAUUUGGCUAACGCUCGCAUCGAUAAAAAAACCAUUGCCCUUAUAGAAGCUGACACAAAAUAUUGGACUCAAAUAUUAAAGCGCAUUGUAGCAGUAAUCCGUUUCUUAGCUGAACGAGGAUUGCCAUUUCGUGGUAAGAAUGAAGUCUUUGGUUCUCCAAACAAUGGAAACUACCUCGGAAUUUUGGAGCUAAUAGCUGAGUUUGAUUCGACAUUGAAAGCACAUAUUGACACAUACGCGCACAAAGGUCGAGGUACGGUGUCUUACUUAUCAAAAACAAUAUGUGAAGAAUUUAUAAACUUGAUGGCUGAGCAGGUAGUACAACACAUCAAAAAUGAAAUUAGUCAAGCCAAGUACUGGGGUCUCGUUAUUGAUUCAACGCCUGACAUUGCGCAGGUUGACCAAUUCUCCGUUGUUUUUCGUUACUAUUUGAACGAGCAUGUGUAUGAGCGAUUUUUUUGCUUUUUGCAAGUAGGCAGCCACAAAGGUAUAGAUAUGAAAAAUGCCAUUUUAAAACUGCUAGAAGAACAUGAAAUCAAUAUAGCAGGUUGUCGUGCUCAAACAUAUGAUAACGCGAGAAACAUGUCCGGUCAUAUUAAAGGACUGCAAGCUUGCUUAAAAGAGCUGAAUAAACUAGCUUUUUAUGUACCAUGCUGUGGGCAUUCUUUAAAUUUAGUUGGGGAAUGCUGCGUUCUCGAUUGUACCAUAGCUGCUUUAUUUUUUCAUCUCUUGCAAGGUUUGUACAACUUUUUUACAGCCUCUACAUACAGAUGGGAAAUUCUAGAUUCAAAAGUUUCCGAUUUAUCGGAAACUAGAUGGUCAUGUAGAGGAGAUGCUACAAAAGACUACGUCAAUAAUUUUGAUAAGAUCUUGGUUGCUCUAGAAAAAAUAUCUGAAGAUUGCGAACAAAAACCAGUAGCAAGACAAGAGGCUGCUGGACUAUUGAAAAGUAUGAAAAAGCUUGAAAACGCUAUAAUGGCAGUGUUAUGGAACAAGAUAUUGAACAGAUUUAAUGCUACGAGUCAGUACUUGCAAAAAAUCAAUGUAGAUCUUGUAUCUGCAAAUGCAAUGCUGUUAUCUCUGAUCGUUUUUGUUUCAGAUUUGCGUGAUGAAUUUCCAACAAUUGAGGCUGAAGCAAAAGCUCUGAGUGAAUCAGUAAACCAAGAUUACACAGACGCAAGCAAAAGGCGAAUAACACGCAAGUUGGCUGACAAGGAUACGCAAUCCGAAACUUCGAACGGCUCUGAAAAAUUUAGAAUUGAAACAUUUUAUGUUAUUUUUGAUAGAUUAGUCACAGAAUUGAAAAAGCGAAGUGAAGCAUAUAGUUUUAUCACAAAUUUGUUUGGAUUUUUAACUCAGUUGAUGAGUAUUGAUGGCGCAGAAUUAGAGAGAAAAGCGAGAGAACUUAUAGAAGUGUAUCCAGAUGAUCUAGAUGAAGACUUACUAAUAGAAUUAAGGCAAUUUGUACCGCGUGUCAGAACACAAACUGCCGGAUUUUUCUCGAAUCGCACGUGCGAAAAUAUCAGAACAAAUGAUAAAACGAUCUGUCCUAUAUUAGUCCUGAAUUGGAUAGCUGAAAAUGGUAUGGUACCAAUUUUCCCAAAUGUGUACGUUGCGUAUAGACUACUCGUGACUAUUCCUAUAGCCAACUGCGAAACUGAGCGAUCGUUUUCUGUGUUAAAGCGAAUAAAAGAUUUGCACAGAUCCACUAUGCUUCAUGACAGACUAUCGGCACUGGCUGUUCUCACCAUUGAAAAGGAACUACUUAGAUCACUUAAUUUCGAUAAAUUAAUUGAAGAGUUUGCAAAAUCAAGAAGUAGAAGAAAGGCCUUUUAA